Messenger RNA from Rotaria sp. Silwood1, 474 nucleotides. The record is from the annotation of a GenBank genome assembly. NCBI's taxonomy places the organism in Eukaryota, Metazoa, Rotifera, Eurotatoria, Philodinida, Philodinidae.
AUGGCUCAACUCACGGGUACUGGCGGAAGCAAGCAAGUUGAAGAAUUGCUCCGAGACGCCAAACCAGGUGACAUGAUCGAAAUUGAUCGCCACAAGGGACUCUACCAGCAUUGGGGAGUUUAUAUUGGUAAUGGCGAAAUAAUUCAUCGAGCGCCACAUGGUGAUAGUGCUGAGCAGUUUGCUAGAUCUUCAGAAGCUGUAAUAACAUCCUUUGGUACGCGAGUCAAGCCAUCACCGGAGGAGGAAAUUCUUGAGAGAGCACAUAGUCAUCUCGGUGAAGGCGGUUACAGUUUAACAAGCAAAAACUGCGAGCAUUUUGCCACUCAAUGUCGUUAUGGUCAAGAAAAGUCUCGCCAAGUAGAAGACGGUGUAGCGACCGCAAUUGGCAUUGGAGCUGGAGUAGUUGUAGCGGGUUCACUUGCCGCCGGUGCUUAUAUCUAUCAUCGUUCGCGAAAAGAAAGUAGAAGACAAUAA